AUGACGUUCCUUUGCAGCAGCAGUGACUCAGUUGAUGAAAACCUUGCAUUAAAGCAGGCCAGAGUAUUCAUUGAGGAUGCCGAAAAUUACCGUUCGAUAAAUCACAAGUUGGACAAGCAUAGUUUGAUUAUGUAUGAGCUUUCUCACGGUUUUUAUCUAACGAUACUUCAUCGGGCCUCCUUGGUGAUAUUGUUCUUGCUUCCCUUCUUCGAAUGGCCUUCCUCCCUGACAAUGUCAUCCGAUAUCAGGUUGAAACUAAAACCUCCAAAUCCACCAUGUGGAGUUACAGAGGGAAUUGAGUUUUUGUGUUUGUUGAUCAUAUCGAUCCAAUCAAUUUUACUGUCAGGAGCAUUCGGACUUCCUUGGGUUCGUGAAAAUCGGUGGUUAAUUGGAAAAUAUAUUUUUCUUGUAAUUUAUCUUUUGGAUCUUAUAGUUUCUUUGUCGCUUCGAUGCUCCGAAUAUUAUCGCAUCCGUCGUCUUAUUCGGCCGUAUUUUCUAAUCAGUAGCUCACAAUUAAUGAAGAAAGUUUUAAAAUGUUACAGAAGAACACUGCCAACACUGUUUAAUCUUCUAUUCCUGCUGGGAUUUUGGUUAGUUUCGGCUACUUUAGUUGCAAUGUGCGUUUUCAAUAAACCAAAUCGAGAUUUAACUAAAGAUAGUGUUGUAAAUACCACAACUACUGCAUUCACUGACUUCUAUGAUACGUUAUUCAGUCUUUUGGUACUUUUAACCACAACUAAUCAUCCUGAUAUUUUAAUUCCACCAUAUAAUGGGAAUAGAGGAACUGCAAUUUUCUCAAUUGUUUAUCUUGGUGUUGGAUUGUAUGUACUUUUGAAUAUUCUCACAGCUGCUGUUUAUAGUCAGUUCAGUGGCUAUUUAAUGUCUUCAGUUCAAACCCGUUUGAUGAGACGUCGCGUUGCAACAAGAGCAGCUUUUGAAGUAUUGAAAUAUGAAUAUAAUGGCAUGGAGCUAGUAUCAAGUGAUGAUAUAGUUGGACUAAUUAAAACUGUCCAAAUAGAUACCUGGAAGAAAGAUACACUACGUCAAGCAUAUUUCAUGAGACAUGCACAUGGAAAUAUUAAUGCAAAACAAUUUAUGCAGUUAUUUCAAAUUUUGGAUUUAUCUGGUCCAUCAAAUCAGUCAGUACAUGAACAAGUACCAUCUCUUAGAGUGGCUCGUAUAUUUCAAACAUGGAUUAUGUCAAAAGGAUUUGAGCUGGUUCGGAUUAUAAUAUCAUUUUUCAAUGUAAUAUUUUUAUGUGUAAGUUGA
Schistosoma rodhaini is the source of this 1269-nucleotide messenger RNA. The record is from the annotation of a GenBank genome assembly. Lineage: Eukaryota; Metazoa; Platyhelminthes; Trematoda; Strigeidida; Schistosomatidae.